Molecule: messenger RNA, 872 nt
Organism: Suillus subaureus
Lineage: Eukaryota; Fungi; Basidiomycota; Agaricomycetes; Boletales; Suillaceae
Exons: 8
Coding region: 224-520 (98 amino acids)
Source: RefSeq, a predicted model, not a curated record
UCCGCACUUCUUGAUGGAAUUAUCAAACUCCGUCGUCCUAUAAUGUGCGUGACAAUGACGAUAUGAUGCCGCUCGUAAGAUAUCGACAAGGGUCAGGGUGCACAUUUGUUUUGAGCUUUGGUCCCUUACUCAUCAAUCGUGCGACCACUGCGGGAUUGCCAUUUCCAUAGCUGUCUGUCUUCACCGCUAGACGGAUGCCGAGAAUGGAUUCUUAGUCUUCCCCAUGUCGGCCUCAUUUUACUUGUCGUACAUACAUAUUGAAAAGCUCCAAAACCACAUCCUGAUCAUUAUGUGUUAUUGGAGAAGGGUGCACAACUAUUACAAAGGCUGUGGGCAUUCAAUAAAUCUGCCAGACGAGGAGAUCAAGUGUGACCUUAGAAACUGCAAAUUCAGCCCCAAGCAUUCACCGACAUGUAUACCGCCACAGUGCACGAAGAUGUGCUGGCAGUACCGCCAAUACCCCCAGCAGUAUGCACCGCAGAUUGACAAGAAGUGCCCAAAAUGUAGUACACGCGGCUGAGCAUUUUUUAUGGACAUCAUCUGUGAUACAGACCGACACCACCUGACAGAUGUAUUGUAUUGCGAUCAAAAACAUAUGAGCUGUACACAUGAAUGAGCGAGAAUAUGCAAUAAUAAGCUCGAGAUGGAGUGGCUCAAUCAUCCACAAUGUUAUGCUUCUUCUUCAACUGUGCUAGUUCUUCCUCUCUUCGGGCUAGAUCGGCUUUGGCGGCGGCAGCAUCUUGUUUCGCUGGCAUAUGAUACAGAACAACAAUAUAUCGCUCUUGCAAAUGGAAACCAUUCAAAUGUUCAAGUGCGUUUUUUGCCUACAUUAGCGGGAAUUAGAUAGAACGAACCCAUCGGGACAAGGGAAA